UUGGAUAUGAAGACAAGCCGGAGGAGCAAAGCGGAACGUGCUGGGCUGGCAGCAGCGCCGAGCAACCGGCGUCAGUGGACGCAGACUGCGCAAGUCCUUCAGUAGCCUCCUCUCUAAGUCAUCCCUCUGUCUUAUAGAACCGCGAUGUUUAAUGCCUAGCCACGAUUCUGAACCAAACAAAUAAUUAACUUGGCUGCCAAUCCGUGACGCACCGUUAAUUGAAGAUAAGCGUCGAUCACACAAGCGACACAAGGCGCGGCUCCCCGAACGCGCGGGUGCUCCAGGAUGUCAAUGCGGCUGGGUAACGGUAGAAAGAGGGACACGAGGAAAGCCGAGGUUCCUGUACCUGUCUGAUGCAAAUACGGAUAUGAGAUUCUGCUGUGUCUGCUGAAACUCCCAAAUUAGCCGGAGGCUGUGCGGUCUGACCGGCAUACUGAUUUGUUUCUGUAACCGCAUCCUCGCGACCUCCGCACUAACAGCAUUAACAUUAACACCGAGGGGGGAAAACGCCUAGACAUUUUUCUUCUUUUCUCGGCAGUUUUGGAGAGAAAAGGGGAAGACCAUUUUCAAGCGGUGUUUCGAUGUUUGCUAAGACACGCGCAUGCGUCGCUAUUGUCGGAUUUACUGCACUGACCAGGACUAAGUUGCGUUCCUCUCAUCUUCCACCAAAGUAUUUUCUUUAAUUGAACUUAGGAAUGUGGACGGCGCGACACCGCGCCCGAGCUGGCGUUUUAUCUCUGCCCUUGAUGGUGGCCGUGGUGUACUGUGCGCAAAGUGCGAAUGAGCCCAGCAACAUGUCAUACGUGAAAGCGACCGUGGACAAACUGCUCAAAGGAUACGACAUUCGCUUAAGGCCCGAUUUCGGAGGUGCACCUGUCGAUGUAGGAAUGAGUAUAGACAUCGCCAGCAUCGACAUGGUCUCCGAAGUCAACAUGGAUUACACCAUCACCAUGUACUUCCAGCAAUCAUGGAGAGAUAAGCGGCUCUCUUACACGGGUAUCCCCCUGAACCUCACACUGGACAACCGUGUGGCUGACCAGCUGUGGGUGCCUGACACCUAUUUCAUCAAUGACAAGAAGUCCUUUGUGCAUGGUGUGACGGUCAAGAACCGCAUGAUCCGACUGCACCCAGACGGCACUGUGCUUUAUGGUCUCAGCCUGCCUUUAUCAGAUAACCUCUGA
This is a messenger RNA of Scleropages formosus (Asian bonytongue), 1181 nucleotides long. Its product is annotated as gamma-aminobutyric acid receptor subunit beta-1-like. Gene Ontology annotation, biological process: monoatomic ion transmembrane transport. Gene Ontology annotation, molecular function: transmembrane signaling receptor activity; extracellular ligand-gated monoatomic ion channel activity. NCBI's taxonomy places the organism in Eukaryota, Metazoa, Chordata, Actinopteri, Osteoglossiformes, Osteoglossidae. Gene Ontology annotation, cellular component: membrane. The transcript has 5 exons. The record is from RefSeq and is a predicted model, not a curated record. Bases 696 to 1181 code for a protein of 161 amino acids.